CGGCUGGAGAGUCAUUUGACGUGAGAAAGGCGGCCGGUGACUACCGACGACAUGGACCUCAGCGUCGCCGGCAAGAUGACCACCAGCCCCUCAAGUCGCAUUCUGUACGACAUCCCGUGUAAGGUGUGCCAGGACCACUCGUCCGGCAAGCACUACGGCAUCUUCGCCUGCGACGGCUGCGCCGGCUUCUUCAAGCGCUCGAUCCGCCGGAACCGGCAGUACGUGUGCAAGGCCAAGGAGGCCGGCGGCUGCCUGGUGGACAAGACGCACCGGAACCAGUGCCGCGCCUGCCGACUCAGCCGCUGCAUCCAGGCCGGCAUGAACCGAGACGCGGUUCAGCACGAGCGGGGCCCGCGGAACUCGACGCUGCGGCGCCAGAUGUCGCUGCUGUACGGCGAUGGCGGCCACUCUCCGGGCUGCUCGCCGCCCCCGCCCCCGCCCUCGUCAGCGGCGGCCGAGCUGAGCCGUCCGGCGGCGGAGCGGGCCGGGGAGCCGGCCGGCCGGGCCAACUCCAGCAGCCCCCAGCCGGCCGGCGAGCCGCCGCUGCCGCUGCCGGCGCCGCCCACCAGCGCCGCGCUCCCCUACCUGCCCAUACCAAAGUACGGUCGCGGCGAGUUCCUGCUGCCGCUGGUCAGCUCGCCGGAGACGCUCUGCGAGUCAGCCGCCCGUAUCCUGUUCGGAAACGUGGACUGGUCCAAACACCUGCCGGCCUUCACCGCGCUGCCCUACCGGGACCAGGUGGUGCUGCUGCAGGAGAGCUGGCGGGAGCUGUUUGUGCUCAGCCUGGCGCAGACCGUGCUGCCCGUGGAGGUGGAGCCGCUGCUGGCGCUCGCCGGAGCCGCCGUCCACCAGUCCGCCGAGCACGUGCUGCCUCUGCUCAAGGAGGUCGGCCAGCUCAGAGAGGUGGUGGCUCGCCUGCGCGCCCUCCGUGUCGACCCCACCGAGUACAUGUGCCUCAAGUGGAUCGUCCUCUUCAAAACAGAGUUCCCGCGCGGCGGCUCUCCGUUGCGGGAGCUGCAGCAGGCGGCGGCCGUGAGCGUGCUGCAGGACCAGGCGCAGCUCACGCUGACCCGCUAUAGCGCAGCCGCCUACCCCACGCAGCCCACCCGGCUGGCCAAGCUGCUGCUCGUCACCGCCACACUACGGGACGUGCCCGCCGCGCUCAUCGAGCAGCUCUUCUUCAAGAAAACCAUCCGAGACAUCCCCAUCGAGAGGCUCAUCACCGACAUGUUCAAAAAGAACGAACUCUGAAAUUAGAAACGGUGAAAGGACUGAUGGUAAAAAUAGGUGGUUGUUUGGAAUAUAUUGUAGACUAUUUUAUUGGUAUUUUUGUCCGGAUAUAUGUGUGCAUGUGCGUCGGUGUGCGUUAUGUUUUUGUAUUGCGUAGGUGGUGCGCCGUAUGCGUGUGCGUGUUCUCGGCUGAUUUUUAAUAAUCACCUGGACAAUUGUUAAGGACGGCUUGCAUAUGUAGCGUGUUUGCAACGUGUUUAAUUUGUAGUUCGAACAGUCGUGGGCAUCCUUGGCAAAGGACGCCACUCGGGUUGUAGUGCCCCACUGUAACUGUUGUGUUUGCGUUUACGCACUUUCUGUUCUGGCCCAGCGGAGGUCAGCUAAAGCGGCGUCAGUACCUACUUAUAGUGCAGACUGCAGAGCGUCUCUGAACAGUUUGUCUUUGUGUGCACUGAAACCUGUUACCAUGUACGAGUAAAUACUUACUUACCUCUUUCACAAACAUACUGGGGUGCAGAACCGGCGGAAAAUACAUGCUU
Amphibalanus amphitrite is the source of this 1769-nucleotide messenger RNA. RefSeq names its product nuclear receptor subfamily 2 group E member 1-like. Gene Ontology annotation, biological process: cell differentiation; anatomical structure development; positive regulation of transcription by RNA polymerase II. The record is from RefSeq and is a predicted model, not a curated record. NCBI's taxonomy places the organism in Eukaryota, Metazoa, Arthropoda, Thecostraca, Balanomorpha, Balanidae. Gene Ontology annotation, molecular function: RNA polymerase II cis-regulatory region sequence-specific DNA binding; zinc ion binding; nuclear receptor activity. The transcript is spliced from 7 exons. The coding region runs from base 52 to 1251 and encodes 399 amino acids.